AUGUUAGAGAUGUUUGGGAUUUUUGCUGCGGACGAAACGAAAAGAACAUUACGUGAUGUCCAACCAUCACAUUACAUUUCCAAGAUAGAGUCUUUCUCUAUGCUCUUAGAAACAAAAACUGAAAAUUAUGAAUCAAAUGUUUUUGAAGCUAGCGGCUAUAAAUGGAAAUUGUCUUUUUGUCCAAAUGGGAAUCAGAAAAGAAAUGGGAAAGAUCACAUUUCAUUAUACCUGGUAAUAUCGGAUACAGAUAAUCUUCCUUGCGGUUGGGAGGUCAAUGUGAACUUUAAAUUAUUCGUCUUUGAUCAUAUACGUGACAAGUACUUAUCUGUGGAAGAUAUUGAACCAAUGAGGCGCUUCCAUGGGAUGAAGACAGAAUGGGGUUUUGAGAAAUUUCUUUCUCUCGAAAAGUUCCAAAAUCCUUCAAACGGGUACCUCAUCAAUGACACGUGUGUAUUUGGAGCAGAGGUUUUUGUUAUGAAAAAUGCGGGAAUAGGUGAGUGUCUGUCCAUGACAAAGUUACUAAGUGACAAAAUUUACACUUGGAAGGUUGGCAAAUUUUCAGCAUCAGGCCAAGAAUGUCUAUGCUCCGAGGAGUUUGAGAUUGGAGGGCAGGACUGGAAGCUUUCUGUCUAUCCCAAAGGAAAUGGAGAGGCAAAAGCCAAAAGCCUCUCUGUGUAUCUUUUUGUAGUUGAUUCUGAAGAACUAACUCUUAAACCCAGAAUGUAUGCAAAAUACAAGCUGAGAAUAAGGGACCAAGUCAAUGGUAAACACCUCGGAAAGGAAGUUAGUGUCUGGUUCGACGCCAACACAAGGAACUGGGGAUACCCAAGCUUCAUUUCGCUACAUGAUCUCUAUUGCAAAUCAAAGGGAUUUAUAGUGGAAGAUACUAUAAUUAUUGAAGCAGAAAUUUCGAUCUUGUCUGUGACUAAGAACUUCACUUAA
Molecule: messenger RNA, 942 nt
Organism: Cornus florida
Lineage: Eukaryota; Viridiplantae; Streptophyta; Magnoliopsida; Cornales; Cornaceae
Exons: 6
Coding region: 1-942 (313 amino acids)
Molecular function (GO): protein binding
Source: RefSeq, a predicted model, not a curated record